Trichobilharzia szidati is the source of this 870-nucleotide messenger RNA. Lineage: Eukaryota; Metazoa; Platyhelminthes; Trematoda; Strigeidida; Schistosomatidae. The record is from the annotation of a GenBank genome assembly.
UGCUUAGACACACCAGCGCGGAAUACAAUAUGCUUGAAAUUUCUAUUAGAAAAGCUAUCAAUAAGCUUACAAACAAGCUUGCUAGCAAUGUGAACUUUACUCGUGCAGAAUGUGAGGCCUUGCUUAAUAUGUUUGUGAAAUUUGAUCCCAAAAAGCCUUUUGGAAAGUUAGAUCGAAUGAAGUUUCGAGAAAUACUACAUCAUACAUUUAAGAUGACAGACGACGUUAUGAUUGACAGAAUUUUCCGUGUUUUCGACAGGGAUCUAGAUGGUGGUGUUAAUGCUCAAGAAUGGGUUAUGGGACUUUCAACAUUUCUCAGAGGAACAUUGUUAGAAAAAACCAAAUUUGCUUUUGAAGUCUACGACCUCAACAGUGAUGGUCGAAUAACCAGGGAGGAAAUGUUCCAAUUACUGAAGUACUCACUUAUAAAACAACCAACAGAUGAAGAUCCUGAUGAAGGAGUCAGAGAAUUAGUAGAAAUCACCUUUAAACGAUUGGAUGUGGAUCAUGAUGGAAGAUUGAAUUUUACUGACUUUCAACAAGCUGUUGAAGACAAUGCAUUAUUGUUAGAAAUUUUAGGACAAUGUUUUCCAGAUGAAGAGGUGACAACAGCAUUCCUGUCAACAUUCCAGGAAAUUCAGAUACCAGAAUCUGUUUAUUACAUAAAACCGGCGAAAUCAUUUAUGAGUUCUACAGCUGCUUGAUCAGUGAUGCAACACCUCUUCCACAUUAUUGUUGUCAUUACUAUUAUUAUUAUUACUUGACUUUUUUUAUACGCAUAAAACUUAGUAAUUAUUGUAGAAUUUCUAAUCGAUUUUCCUCUUUGAUCAUUGAUUGGUUGAUUGCUUUAUAUAAAUCAUGUCAGAUUUA